Messenger RNA from Numida meleagris (helmeted guineafowl), 6166 nucleotides. RefSeq names its product TNF receptor superfamily member 13B (gene TNFRSF13B). Gene Ontology annotation, cellular component: plasma membrane. Lineage: Eukaryota; Metazoa; Chordata; Aves; Galliformes; Numididae. The record is from RefSeq and is a predicted model, not a curated record. Bases 1765 to 2544 code for a protein of 259 amino acids. Gene Ontology annotation, molecular function: protein binding. The transcript has 5 exons.
GGCAGGUUUCCCCUGCAAAGCCCCAAGAGCUGCAGAGAUGUGGCUGCAGCUCCAGGCCUGGCUCUGCCAUGCUCACAGUGCCAACAUCGUAUGUUCCUCUGCUGCCAGCCCUGUGGGUGGGCAACCCGUGGGCUCCUGGGGCACCGAGCUCAUAGGCUGAGGCUGCAGUAUGAACAACCACAGGGAUGCGCAGCAAAGGGAAUGCUUUCCUCCCUGGACUCCCAUAGCAGCAUUUCAGCCACACAAAUGCCUUCUCCCAGCUGUGCCUCUGCCUUCCUGCUCCCUCCUGGGCUCUGCUUCCCUCCUACAGCUCUCACCCUAACAGUAACCCUUGGCAUCAGCCGCAUGUACAGAGCUGUGACACGCGCACAGCUUCAAUGCUGCAGCAUUGCUAUGGGCUGCGUGCAGCCGUGGGGUGCUGGGCUGCUCUGCUCUCUGAGCAGGUCCAUCUCUGAUGUCCCAGGGUGGGGAACGCAGCCCAUCAACAGAGAUUUUGCUUUGGAAUCAGAGCUAUGGAUGCAGGGGAGCUCCUGCAGCAUGGAGUUCCCCAGGGACGCCCGUCCUGGCACGGGAUGCUCCCAGCAGAGCUGCCCCCUGCACCAUUCUCUGCCGUGGGCAACGAGCUCCAUCCCACCUACCCCAGCCCCACCAGCUCACGGUCCCCCUGCCCGCACAGGGCAGGAGCUUUUGAGCUGAACGGAAAACCCUUGACGCUGCCCCACUGAUGUUUAUAGAAAGCAGCAGGUAUCGCUCCUUCCUUCCCCUCCAGCUGCUUCUGCAGAACCGUCCCCCGGGCUGAGCUGAGUCACCGCCACGUGCCGCAGUGCUGUGGGAAGCGGGGAGAAACUGACAGAAAUCAACGCUCCACCAGAAGAAAAAAGGGAAAAGAGAGGCUGCCCAGCCUGGCUUGCUUUUUCUAAAGAGACCCCGCGGAGCGUGGUGGUACCCCCGGUGAGGGGGCAUCGCUCCUCCCCACCUGCACCCUGCAUGGUGCCACCCCUCCGGCUGCACAGCCCCGUGCUCACAUCGCUGUUCCCUUCCUCUGCAAAGCCUGGGAAAGCAACAUCACAGCGCCAGCUGUCCUGGCCCAGGGCGCCCUUUUGCUCAGCAGAGGAAUGGUAGAAUCACAGAACAUCCCGAGUUGGAAGGGACCCACAACGAGCAUCGAGUCCAACUCCCGGCUCCACACAGCACCACCCAAACCCAAACCCGACAUCUGAGAGCGCUGUCCCAGUGCCCCCUGAGCUCCAGCAGUGAGGGGCCGAGCCCACCACCCUGGGAGCUGUUCCAUGCCCGCUGCCCUCUGGCACAGAGCCUCCCCCUGACCCCCACCCUGCCCUCCCCUGACGCAGCUCUGUGCCGUUCCUGGGGUGGAAGAGCUCCCAUGGAGAUGGGCGAUGCCGGGGCCGCAGAGCUGUGUACCCUGUGGGACCUCUCCCUGCUGCGAGGACCAGGACGUCCCCAUCCCGUGCCUGGUGACAGUGCCUCCCCCCACGUCCCCAGCCCCCAGCAGCCCGAGGAGCCAAUGCACCGCGGUGUACGCGCGGCCAAUUUGCAUCAAAGGGAUAAGGGGAAGCCCCAGGAAACACAUGGCCCAGGCAUUAAUCAAAUCUACCUCUAAUUAUAAACCUGCAGAGCCGUGCGUGGGGCCGGAUCUGGCGGUGCGAUGGCAGCAGCCGGGGGACGAUAGGAGCUGCAGGAGAGCUGAGUGUCCCAGUGCAGGGCGCGCUGAGCCCGCACCCGGUUCCCUCCCCUCUCGCUGCCAUGGACAGGAUGUGCCUGGGAAGAGCCGCUGUGAGCAACUGCACCAGCCAGCAGUACUGGGACAGCCUCCUCUGCCAGUGCAUCCCCUGCAGCUUCAUCUGCGGGCGCUCGGCCAUGCGGAGGUGCACGGCGCUGUGCGAGUCCGCUGUCUGUAACAGGAGAGCUGGCUUCUACUACGACGAGCUGGUGAAAAAAUGCAUCAGCUGCAGCACGGUGUGCGGGCAGCACCCCAAGCAAUGCGACGCGGCGUGUGGAGGAUCCCUGCUCGCCAGCCGCCCCCCGCCAGCCGCCCUGGUCUCAGCAUCACCUCCUGCGGCCGCGCUGGAGCAGAAGGUGUGCGUGGAGCAGGAGCCGUGGCUGGUGGUGUACCUGCUGCUGGGGCUCUGCCUCUGCGCCCUCAUCUGCUCCCUGGUGCUGGGCUGGACGCACUUGCGGAGGAAGGGGGAGGUGGGCUCCUGCCAGGCCAGCGCCGGGACCUGCCACUGCCGGGAGGACCCCGCCAAGGAUCACCUGGUGGAAGCGGGCAGCGUCGGUGAGGGAUCCACCGGCAGCAAAGCCUCAGAGCCGGUGGAAACCUGUGGCUUCUGCUUCCCCAGCCACGGCUCCGCUGUGCAAGAGACCAAACCGUGCCACGGCCCCUCCUACCACGCAGGGGAACGAGCUGUUGCCUCUCACGCCGGGAUGUGCAGCAUGGGCAGCGCGGGGGCGAUCCCAGACCCCAGCGAUGGCCGCUUCAAAAUCAUAUGCUCCCCUUCACAAGAGAAGACGCCCAUGGUGUGACCGCGGGGUCGGAGGAGGGCUGCUCCCCGUGCCCUGGACCACAGCUGCUUCACCCUCUGUCUCCAGUACCCACUUCCACCAGGACGGGCGGACAAAGCAAAGCCUCUGCCCGAGGGCGGUAGGCUGCAGACUGUUCUCUUCCACUCACCCAAAUCCCAGGUUAGCAGUGACUCCAUCCUCCGGCCUGACUUCUGCAGGCACCUCCACGAAUCCCGGUGCUCGGGGCUGAAAUCCCCCGGGGCUGCUCAUCCCGGUUCCUCCAUCAGCAGCGCUUUGCCUCUGCCAAGGGAACGGACGCACAGCCGGAGCAGGCCGUGCCAAGUGCCCCACAGCCGGCUGUCCUGCUGGAACACCCCACCCUGCAACACCAGCAGCCCCACUGUGCACCCACACGAGUUACAAAGACCCACGAAUUCCACUGCCCUGCUCUCAGGAGCGCUGCAUCUUCCAUCUCUAACAGAGCUUUAGGACGGAGGAGCUGCGCUGGGUGCUGGAAUCACUGCAGGAAUGCGGUUCUGGUGUGAAAAGCCACCAUGGGCCGAGGAGUUUCUGAGAGCUCUGAGUUUUGGUGUGCUGCUGGUGGGGGCUGCCUGACAGGGCCGGGAACAGUGAUGCUUGAAAGCUGCUAUGGAAAACUGGGGGUUCAACGCGUCACUGGAAGUUCUCACUAAAGGAGAGUGCAGGGCUUUUGCUUGGAGAGGAAUCACUCCUGAGAGGACAUCACGGCCUCGAGUUUCUCAGACCAGAGCUUGAGACUUGAAAGAAUACACGUGAGUGUCAUCAGAUGCACGAAUUGGGGACGGGAAAAUAAAGAGCUGGAGAAACCAUGAGCAGAUAGAUAAACCUCACAGCCCGCGCCCGCCCUGCCACGUGUUCCUUUCGUGUCGUCUCAGCACUAAGGCAGGCAGCACUGACCCAAAGCUCCUCAGCCCACACUCGUGGUGAGCUCCCUGCUCCCCCCGGGCACUGCUCAGACUCUGCACUGCCUCAGCUUCCCUUCUUACAGCAUCAGCUCUGCCCCCUGCGCCCCCCCCCCCUUCCUCCAGCCCCUGCUCAAUGGGUGAGGGCAGCAGCCCCAAGCCAUCUAUGCCCUAGGAAGCGGGGAAUGCACACACCCAGGGGCCAGGUCCUUCCUUCCAGCCCUGAUAAGCGGGAGGGGAACAUUCCUCACCAUCAGACGUGGCCUCCCCACCUGGGAAUAUAAAUACAGUUAUCAGCAAAGAAAAGGCAACAGGCAGCAGCUCAGUCAAAUCAGCAGUAAGAAUACACGCAGGCUCUUCGAUAGAGCAGUUAGAUGCUGGAGAAUUGGGAGAAAUCAAUACAUUUGUCAUCACACUGGCAGCAUCCCUCUGUCAGCUGGGCACAGCAAGUGGGGCCAGCAGGUAACGCCUGCUACAAACUGGGAAUUGCGGGCACCGACUUUGAGCCAGAGCAGCCCCUGGGGGUUGAAGCAGCUCCUCACAUCGCUGCUUUUGCUCCGGUUUUCAUUAGGCACCACCAGCAAGGAAAGCUGCACCUCCAGUAGCUGAGCAACAAGAAAACAUCCCACUGACAGCCACGUCCAUCGCUGGUGCGUGGGCAGAAGAUACACGUCAGCAGCAGCCCACAGCACGGCGCCCAGCUUUGCUUUCUUCCAACGCUUCCCCGUAACGGGAGCGGGGCCAGCGGCUGCAGCAGCGGGCACCGCUUGGGGGGCACUGCAGGAUCAGCCUGGCAGCACCGUGCCACACAGCCUGCACUGCUGGGGGCACUGCUUACCUAAAGCUGACGGUCAGGGCUCUGUGAAGAGAAACCUCUCUGUUCUGUAGUGAAUCAGCCCCGUGCAUGAGCUGCGCGGCUGCUCCUCGGCAGAGCAGGCAAAGGCUGCACUCGGGGAAGCCGUAACGAGGGACCGUGCUGCUCGUACGCAGCGGCUGCUCUUACCAUUUUAUCGAGGAGGAAAACGCUCCCUGCUUCUCCAGCAACCUGUGCUGAUCUACUGCUGGAAGCAGAAGGGCAGGACCCGGGGAAGGAUGUGGGGAAGAGAGAAUAGCAUUUGGUACAGAGGAGUUGCGCUUCUAAAACCAAAACAGAGCCCUGAAACCUCCUCUGCUCCCCACCUCCCACUGAAAGCCACCUGCGCCGCACAGAGCUCUCAACAGCUGAGGGAGGUGGGGGGAAAAAGAUGGGGCUGGUUCGUAGAGCUGACCUCGGCCCCGCGUCAUCCGAUGGACGAAGAGCCCCCGCCAGGCCCAGCAGGAGGAGAAGGCAGCGCUCGGGCCGUGGCACUGCCGCGCGGUGGCACUGCUCCUCCGGCAGCGGGAGCAGGGGGGGACGCGGCUGCAGCCGUGGGAAUAACGAGAGGCUGCUCCUCUGCAAGCGCGCUGCAUUAUUAAAAGGCAGCAGAAAGCGUCGCCGAGCAUCUGCACGGUGCUGAGCCCGGCUCCAGCAGGGAGGGAAGAGAGGGAGGCCAACCCCCCCCCCCCGCCUUGUUCUGCGGGUUGCACCAUUCAUCUGCAUUUCUCCAGCCAUUUAUCACUAGUGACAAGAACACCCAGGUUACAUCUUGCAGCGCCCAAUUACAACCGAACGUUAUUUCGAGCACGACGAUAGGGAGAGACAGGUUACGAAAGCGGCGCGCGCCAUCGCCGCCGGAGCAAUCGCUGCCUCGGUGCCUCCCACGCGGGCUGCUCGCUUCUGUGCCUGCUCUGCUCUGCAGGGAGCUUCUCCCUUCCCUCCUGCAAGCUGUCGCAGCCGGCUCUCGCUGCACCAAAGCACCUCGCGCUCUCCGGUCUGCGGCCAGUUCCAGCGCCAUUCCGCCCUGCUUUCGUGUAGCUUCUCUCGGCAGAUGCUCAUUGAAAAACCAAACGCAGCGUGCUUCACUCAUCUUCCUCUGAUCUCUGCUGCUCUGCUCCGCUGCCCGCUUUCCACCCCUCUCACGCAGGUCAGACACCCGUAACCAUUUCUGGAGCGGCAGAUCUAAAGGGUGAAACACAUCCACAUUUGUAACCACCGUGCCUAAGUCAAGCACUGGCUGCUUGGAUACACACGCAGGGCUCAGGGCCACUUUGGUGGGGCCCUUACACCAACAUACGCGGCGCCUAACCCUCAGUACAGCCCUCUCCAGGCUCCGUAAGGGAGAGCAAUGCUGUUUUUGCUCUUUUAAGCUCUGUGUUCUGAAUGGUUUCUCUCAUGGGCUGCAAUUCAAUCCGCAGCCCGGCCUCCUGGGAGCGAGACAGAGCACACGAGCAGCCACUGCUGGUGUCCAGACGGGCCAAGGAGCUGCUUCAAACGGGAGAGAAAAGGGAACAAAACUGCAUUUGUGACAAAGCAAAGGCAAGCUGGUGCACCAGCUGCUGUGAGCUAAGGGCACAGACAGGGAGGCUGCGAAGAGAAGAGUACGCGAGGAGUUAAUGCGUGUGGGAGGAUACAAGGAACCAAUACCAGCCUAGCACAUACCAGGAAAACGUGUUGUUUACUUAAAAACCCAGUGCACUGCAGAAGUGCUCAAUAGCAGCAGAUCUAUCGCUCACUGCUGCCCCCAGCAGCAACCGUUUCCAACAGAUGGUACAUUUGUCAUAGCGAGGUUCUUUCAAGUAUCACACAGAUAUACGGCUUUGGAAAGCAACAGGGAAAAAAAAAA